AGACGAACAAUCAACGGGAAGAAAGCACGGUAGCAAGAGAAAUAGACAGAAUCAUCAUCAUCGACUAACUCCUCAUUUCGGAUUCAUAUCUUCUAUAAAUCAUCCCAAAUUUGGAUUCCUGCAAAUGAGCCGAAUAGGUUAACCGGAAACUCUACCAUUUGACGAUUCCGACAAGGGGGAAGUUCCGGCCAGCAACGUCGUACCCCUGAGCUCGUCGGAAAUUAGAUAUUCUACACUUGUGGAGGAGGGCUAAAGGGUAAUUUGUGUGCGGAAAAUGUCAUUGAGAAUAAAAACAGUAGUAGACAAGUUUGUUCAGGAGUUGAAGGACGCACUGGAUGCAGACAUACAAGAUAGAAUCAUGAAGGAAAGGGAAAUGCAAAGCUACAUUGAAGAACGAGAACGUGAAGUAGCAGAACGCGAAGCUGCUUGGAAAUCUGAGCUCUCUCGACGAGAGGCAGAGAUAGCUAGACAAGAAGCAAGGCUGAAAAUCGAGAGAGAAAAUCUUGAGAAAGAGAAAACCGUGCUGAUGGGAACUGCAUCGAAUCAAGAUAACCAGGACGGGGCUCUUGAAAUCACUGUUAGCGGGGAGAAGUAUAGAUGUCUCCGAUUUUCCAAGGCCAAGAAGUGAAGAAAUUGAACAUUCUUCAAAUUUGUUUCCUUUUUUCUGUUGUUUCAGUAACAUAAAUUGACUUGAAUGCUGUCUUAAUCAUAAUGGAGAUCAAUGAAUUCACUUUUCAAUCUAACAUUUUUUCUUAUAUUUAUUAAAAAUUUAUAAUAUUUAGGAAUUUGAUUGUA
Impatiens glandulifera is the source of this 795-nucleotide messenger RNA. RefSeq lists its product as uncharacterized. The transcript has 3 exons. NCBI's taxonomy places the organism in Eukaryota, Viridiplantae, Streptophyta, Magnoliopsida, Ericales, Balsaminaceae. The record is from RefSeq and is a predicted model, not a curated record. Bases 275 to 628 code for a protein of 117 amino acids.